CUGGGGAGUGUUCUGCUGGCUAGUUUAGGCUAGCGGGUUCUGGCUUCCCUCAGGAACAAGAAAUGGCCUUGCAGUGGCCUUGCAUCUCUUGCCAGCCUCUUGUACUCCUGGGGUCAGGAAUUGUGUAUUUUACUUCCGGAUCUCAGGACAACGACGCCGGAAGCCGGAAGCGGGGGUUUCCAUAUCGGGGAAGGGAAGGGCGGCCUCCGGACAGGCGAGUUUUUCCGAGUGUCCGGGCCCAGGAAACUCUCGCAGCCCGCUGCUCCAGCCUUUCUCACGUCUGACCUACACUGAUGACAGGUGUGGUCCCCUUCUUCCAAGAUAGGGUUCCAUCGGCGGGCGUUCUGCUGCCUCUGAAACGUCUUCUGAUGUCCAGGCUUCUCCUGUUGGGCCCUACCGGUUCCGGCUUCGCGCUUUUAGAACACCAGGACCCAGACACUGACUUGUUGGAUGAGCAGGCAUCUCUGGAAGAAUCAGCUGUGUGAGAUGGUGCAGCCCAGUGGUGGCCCAGCAGGGGACCAGGACGUGCUGGGUGAAGAGUCUUCUCUGGGAAAGCCGGCCAUGCUACAUCUACAUUCGGAGCAGGGCAUCCCUGAGACCCUCCAGCGCUGUCUAGAGGAGAAUCAAGAGCUCCGAGAUGCCAUCCGGCAGAGCAACCAGAUGCUGCGGGAGCGCUGUGAGGAGCUGCUACAUUUCCAAGUCAGCCAGAGGGAGGAGAAGGAGUUCCUCAUGCACAAAUUUCAGGAGGCUAGGAAGUUGGUGGAGAGACUGAGCCUGGAGAAGCUGGACCUGAGAAAGCAGAGGGAGGAGGCCCUGAAGGAGGUGGAGGACCUGAAGUUAUGUCAGCAGCAGAUGGCUGAGGACAAGGCGUCUGUGAAAGCCCAGGUGACAUCCUUGCUGGGGGAGCUCCAAGAGAGCCAGAGUCGCUUAGAGGCUGCCAUCAAGGAACGGCAGGAUUUGGAGGGCAGGGUGCGGGCCGCCAGUGAGCAGGCCAGGCAGCUGGAGAGUGAGCGGGAGGCACUGCAGCAGCAACACAGUGUACAGGUGGACCAGCUGCGCAUGCAGAGCCAGAGUGUGGAGGCCGCCCUGCGCAUGGAGCGUCAGGCUGCCUCGGAGGAGAAGAGGAAGCUGGCCCAAUUGCAGGUAGCCUAUCAUCAGCUCUUCCAAGACUAUGACAACCACAUCAAGAGUAGUAUGGUGAGCAGCGAGCGCAAGCGAGGAAUGCAGCUGGAGGAUCUCAGGCAGCAGCUCCAGCAGGCUGAGGAGGCCCUGGUGGCCAAGCAGGAAGUGAUUGACAAACUAAAGGAAGAGGCUGAGCAGCAUAAGAUUGUGAUGGAGACGGUACCAGUCCUGAAGGCCCAGGCGGAUAUCUACAAGGCAGACUUCCAGGCUGAGAGGGAGGCCCGGGAGAAGCUGGCUGAGAAGAAAGAGCAUCUGCAGGAGCAGCUGGAGCAGCUGCAGCGGGAGUAUAGCAAGCUAAAAGCCAGCUGCCAGGAAUCAGCCAGGAUUGAGGAUAUGAGGAAGCGGCAUGUAGAGGCCUCCCAGCCCCCUUUACCCCCUACCCCAGCUCACCACUCCUUUCACCCGGCCGUACCCAACCAAAGGAGAAGCCCCCCUGAGGAGCCACCUGACUUUUGUUGUCCUAAGUGCCAGUACCAGGCUCCUGAUAUGGACACCCUACAGAUACAUGUCAUGGAGUGCAUCGAGUAGGGCCAGCAGAUGCAAGGCUGCCUGAAGACGCCACACCCAGGACAAUUCGAUUUGUGCUUUCCUCUCCCACCUGCCUAAUUCAGAAUUAAGGGUUUGGUGGAUAAUGAGCAGGUCCUAGGAGCUUGCUGCAGAGCUCUUGCUUAAGUCUCUUGGUCUGCAGGUCCCCUCUUUGAGGGAAGAGGAAGCCUGAGUCAGACCUGAUUCUCUGCUCUUUUCCUUCUGUCCUAUCUGCCUGAACUACCUGUGUCUAGUGGCUAAUCCAUCCUUCCUUUCCCAUCCCUGCAGAGAGGUUGGGCCAGGGACUCUCAGGGAGGACCACUUUUCCUUCCAUUGGCUACCGACUUGCUGGCUCUGAGCUCCAGCCUCUCCUCCUGGGCCAUGUGAUAAUCCACUUUGCAGCUGUACCAGGGUUGGUUGAACCAGUUGCUGCUGAUGGCGUUUGGGUUGUUUGUAGUCCUUUUGCUCUCAUAAAUAAUGGUGCAACGAAAAUGCUUAUGCACUAAUCAUGUGUAUCUUUGCUAAGCAAGAGGUGGGUAGACCUUUGUAUUUUUGCCACCUGCUGGGCAUGCUACUCUUCACUAAGAGGGAGCUUAAGCAUAUUUUCCAAGGGGUAUGUACCCUUUUUAAUUCUUUUGUGAAUGGGCUGUACAUAUCUUUUAUCCAUUUUCCUAUUAGAUUGUUACUUUUUGUUCCUCAUUUUUUUAGGGGCUCUUUUGUCAUUGGCAAGAUUAGCUCUUGUCUGUAACAGAAAGUACAUGUUUCUUUUCCCCUUUGAUUUUGUCAGUGUAGUGUUCUGGCCUUGAGUGUUUUUUAUUUUACAUAGUCACAUUAUCCUUUUCCCGCUUCCAUUGUUUUGGGUUUGGAGUUGUGAGCACUUUGUGGUCUGAUGGAUGCUUCACACGCAUAUACUUUAUUUUUUCUAACACCAAAGUGUGCCCUUGUCUUUGCCAAGCACUUAUUGCCCAGUGUGAGUGGUUGUUGUGGUUCAUCACAUUCUAGAAGUGUCUGAUACUGUAUCAGCCCCAGAUUCCUUGGCUUUACAGAUGGAAGCCAGUUGACAAUGAUUGGCAGAUGAGGAAGAAUAGGGGACUCUUCACUUGUUUUGUAAAGUUCUGGAUAUUUCCUAAGAUAUUGAAGCCAUGGGAACUAACUCUGCAAUUCUAGUAAAGGAAAGGAAGUUGGAAAUUGAGAAACACUCCAGUAUCUAUGUAUCAUUCACUUCUCAGUUCUGGGCCCUCCUUCCCUCAGCCCUCCAAGCUCCCUUGUUAGGAACAAGAUGUAGAUCUAUCCCUGGGCUUUUUCACAGGGCUUUCUGCUGUUUGAUAGUGAGAAGAAUGACUAGAAUUAGGAUAUUAGGACUUUUAAAAAUAAGCCUCAGCUGGGAGCUUUCUUAGCAUCUAUAGGAAGUGGGGAAAAACUUUUCUAUUUCCUAAUGCCCACAUAUCUAUCACACAGUACUUUGGGGAAGUGUUAAAUACCCAGACAGGUUCUCUGCUCAUGGUACUGCACUUAAUACGUAUUCCUGUAAUUUUUCUGUAAGAGCACUAUUUUGUUUUGGAGUGGUGCAUGAGUUUCUGGUGGUUGCUCUAACAGAUCACCAGAAACUUGGUGCCAUUAAACAACAAAAACUUAUUUUUUCAUUUCUUGGAAGCCAGAUACCUGAAGUCAAGUUGUUUUUUUGGAGCUCUGAGAAUAAGUUCUGGGCCUGUUUCCUAGCUUCUGGUGGUUGCUGACAGUUCUUGGCUUGUACACCCAUUAUUCUUAUCACUGCCUCUUUGUCACAUGGCCUCUUCUAUGUUUUCUGUUUCUUUUAAGGAUACCAGAUGUUGGAUGUGGGGUCUAUCAGGGUAAUUCAGUAUGAUCUCCUCAUCUUGUUAUCCCUACCUUCACUACAUCUAUAAAGACCCCUUUCCCCAAAAAGGCCACAUUCACAAGUUAUUGGAGUUUGGACUUACACUUAUCUUUUUGGAGCUACCAUUCAACCCAGUAUGAGGUUAUCUGAUUCAGAUGUUAAAGAUCAGGGCAAAGAUCAGUUACCAAAGGCAGGUAACUCUAAGACCUGCAGAUCUGCUAGCAGGACUUGGUCCCCAGGGUGGUGGUAGCCACCAGGCUACAGAAUUUGAUGUGGAUUAACUCGGGGGACAUCUUGUCUCUAAGUGGACACAACUGCCAGGGCCAGCAGGUAUGACUGGGAGAGGCAGAUAAGGUAGGUUGCAAUAGGACCUUUUGCACCCUGUGUAGUGGCCACUAGCUGUGUAAGGACAGGUUUUAUGCUUCUCAGGAGGGUGAACAGAGGUGUGUAGGAGCUCCUUCCUGAUGAGCACCCUCUUCUGAAAGGGGCAUAGAAAGAAGGUGAGACCCAAGGACACUGAGGAACUUUUCCAGGUGGAUUAUACAGCAGAGUUAUCUGCAAGCCUGAAAAACACUCUGGCCUGGGCCCCCUGGACUGGUUGAGUCAGAAUCAGGAUGAGACCUGACUGGUUAGGACUCAAUAUGUUUUCCAGAGGCUGAGUGCCCUUGUUAUGUGCUUCCCCCUUAGUGCUGGGCAGGUUUCGCCACACAUUAGACAAAAGGUUUUGAAUCCUACCAUUUGCCCAGACAUAGGGCAUUCUACUUUCUUCUAUUCUGGCCUUACUUAGGUUGGGCUUGUGGAACAACUUGUUCCUCCCAUGAGGGAACCAGCCUGCCUUAUAAUUGAGGCCCAUAAAUCCAUAUAGCUAGAAAUGUGUUCUACCCAGAACCCAUGUCAUUACCUUGUUGCUCAGGCAUGUGUCCACUCCUCUUGGCUAAAGUCCAAGGGAAAUCCAGACAGCCAAUAAGCAGAGUACAAGAGUAUUCCCAUGCACUAGUAACCAAAACAACACAAACACAAACAAUAAGCAAAAAUGGUGUCAAACUAGAAACAGAUGCAGUACUGCAUGUAGGGCCCUGCUGAACAGGUGUGACAUAGGCUUUAUGAUGGCAUGCCUUAUGAGGGGGCUGUUUGGUGAGUUGAAGCAAACAUGUGAGAAGCAUCCUCAGCUUUCUUCACCUUAAGACAGCAACUUGCACAUUAUCAUCUGGCUACCAAUGGCUGGUACAUCCAGCAUUUUGAACAUCUUGCAUAUGGGUUGUGUUCUUUAGUAUGUUGGUGUGGAAAGGCCAGGGGAUGAAGUUAUGUAUAAUGUGUGAAAUGAAGCAGAAACUCCCAAGUGUACAUCCUGCUGUCAUUUGGAUGGAUAUAGUAUUGGAAUUACUAGUAAUGAAAAGGUUCCCCCCCAUCAUUCCCUGUUGUCACAUAUUCUUCCUUUGUGUCAGUCUCCUCUCUAUAGGGAUACCAGUGUCAAAAGAGAUGGACAGACAUUCAUUAAAGCUGUGACAGUAGGGGAAAGAGCUGAGCUCUGAGCCAAUCUGCAGAGGUGACUUUGUUAGAAGGGAGACUAGGGCCAGAGUAGCAUCAGAGUCCUGAGUAUUGAGCUGCAGCCAACAAGAUGACUGAUGCCUGGCUGUGGAGGGGCAGUGGAAGAGGAAUUAAGGGCGGCUCCUGGACUUUUGGUUUAAACUGUGUAUGCUGGGCCACCUAUCAAGAUUGGGACAAGGGAAAGGGAAGGUCAAAGUUAGGGGAGGGCUUUAAAGUCCACUUUGGCUUCAGCCAGGCUCUGUGUGAAAUCCUCCUCAGUCCAUGUUUUUCCUGGACUAUUAUGGUGUUGUCCUCACUGAUUUCACUUGAUACUGCAGGCUCUCCAGUCUGUUUCUUACACAGCAACCACAGUGAUCUGGUAAAUCUGUGUUUCUACUUUGCUUAAUAAUCCAGUGGCUUUCUGUUACUCCUCUUUUUGGUGCUGGAGGAUUGAAUCCAGGGGUGCCCUGCCAUUGAGCUAUAUCCACAGCCCCUUUUUCUUUUUAUUCUUUUUGAAAGAAUAAAACUUAGUGAGACACAGCCCCCUCAUAAGGCAUGCCAUCAUAAAGCCUGAGUCUCACUAAGUUGGUGAGGCUGGCCUUGAACUUGCCACCUUCCUGCCUCAGCCUCCUGAGUACCUGGGGCUUCAUGUAUGUGCUACCACGCCCAGCUUUCUCUUACUCAUGAGACCUAAAUUCCAUCCUCAGCCUUAUGUUGCUUUGACCUCAUUUCAUGUCCUUUCCCUGCUGGCCCAGUCACACCACACUGUUCUUUUUUCCUCCUUUCCUCAAACAUACAACACUUCUGUGUCUUAAGGCCUUUGUCCCUGUUGCCCCUUCUGCCAGGAAGACUCUGACCUGUAAUCUUUGUGUAAUUGCCUUCUUUUUGUCAUUCAGCUCUGAGUGUAAACAUCACCUCCUUCAUCUGAAGUCUUAAUCCUAGAUCAUGUUGCCUUGUUUUAAUUCUUGGCUAGAUAGUUAAAGUGACCUAUUUUCUGUUUUGUUUCUGCUCUCCCUCUAGUGGAGGGAGAGCAGAAGCCUCAUCCGUCCUAGUCAGGCAAAAUCCCUAGAACAGUGCUCAGCACGAAGUGAUAGUGCAUGUUUAUUGAUGGUAUGAGCUUGUCUCACACUGUCAUCAGUAUUGCUCUGUCAGUAUUUUUGCGGACAUCACCUGUCUAUAAAUGGUGGUUGCUGGAAUUUACUAUAUUAAUAUGAUAGAAACUAUAGCACUGAAAACCUAUUUUAGGCAUUGGGUGACUACCUGUGGGGGGACUUCUUAUAAACAUUUAAACAGUUUGUUCAGAAUUUGAAUGUCUAGAUCAUGUUGGCCUUAUCAUGAAUAGGCAAGAACACAGACUCUGAGACCACAUGGACAUGUCCUGCUCUGCCCCUCACUUAAUUUCUCUGAGCCUUGAGGUGAUGGCAUGCACUUAGGACAGUGCCUGACCCUAGGUAGACGGGAUAACUGUGAAGGCCAUUCUAGUUUAGGUGGUUCCCCAAACGAUUUUCCAUUAGGUUGUUAUUACUGUAAAGGUUUCAGAUGUUUAAGGAAAGUUGGUGAUUGCCUAGCACUAGAGGACUUGGGGUCAGAUGGAGUGACUGCUAAUGGAUACAGACUUUAUUUUUGGGGUGAUGAGCAUGUUAUGAAAUUGAUUAUGGUGAUAGUUGGCACUUAUCUACGAAUAUGCUACAGACCAUUGAAUUGUGUACUUCAAGAUGGGUGAAUUGUAUGAUCUAUGGAUUAAACCUCAAUAAAGCUGGUAUUAAAAAGUA
This is a messenger RNA of Ictidomys tridecemlineatus (thirteen-lined ground squirrel), 6861 nucleotides long. It is a transcript of the gene Ikbkg, whose product is annotated as inhibitor of nuclear factor kappa B kinase regulatory subunit gamma. Lineage: Eukaryota; Metazoa; Chordata; Mammalia; Rodentia; Sciuridae. Gene Ontology annotation, biological process: positive regulation of canonical NF-kappaB signal transduction. The record is from RefSeq and is a predicted model, not a curated record. Gene Ontology annotation, molecular function: K63-linked polyubiquitin modification-dependent protein binding. Gene Ontology annotation, cellular component: cytoplasm; nucleus; IkappaB kinase complex.